This is a messenger RNA of Colletotrichum chrysophilum, 1173 nucleotides long. RefSeq lists its product as uncharacterized. Bases 1 to 1173 code for a protein of 390 amino acids. The transcript has a single exon. Lineage: Eukaryota; Fungi; Ascomycota; Sordariomycetes; Glomerellales; Glomerellaceae. Gene Ontology annotation, biological process: fungal-type cell wall polysaccharide metabolic process. Gene Ontology annotation, cellular component: fungal-type cell wall. The record is from RefSeq and is a predicted model, not a curated record.
AUGUACACCAAGAAGGCUCUUUCCCUCGCCGCCACUCUGGCUCUUGCCGAGCAGGCCAUGGGCUUCAACGCUCACCGUCACGCCCACCAGGACAAGCGUGCCAUGCAGUACGACAUCGUCACCUACUGGGUCACCGUCACCGAGACCGAGGGCAACGCUCCCCCCAGCACUCCUACUCCCACUCCUGCUGCCCAGCAGCCCGUUGCUGAGCUUGCAUCCUCGCCCCUUCCCUCUACCACCACUUCCACCAGCAUCGUCGUGGUCCCUACCCCCACCCCCGUUGCUCCUGCCCCUACCACCACCUUGGUCACCUCCUAUGCCCCCAAGGUCCAGCAGUCUGCUCCGGCUUCCUCCUCCUCCGCUGCUGUCUUCCAGGCUGCUGAAGUCAACGUCGCUGCCACCUCUGCCACAUCCUCAAAGGCCGCUGCCGCUAGCACCGUCAGCACCUCGAGCACUGGCGGCAAGCGUGGUCUCGCUUACAACUCGGCCAGCCUGGUCAGCAACUUCUUCUCCAGCGGCAACAGCUGCGAGCAGUGCUCUUGGGCUUACAACUGGGACUCUUCCUCCAACGGUCUCUCCGAGAGCCUCAACUACGUCCCCAUGCUGUGGGGACCCAUUGACACCCACACUGCCCGCUGGACCGCCAACGCCGACGCCGCCAUCAAGGCCGGUUCUACCCACAUCCUGAGCUUCAACGAGCCUGACCUUCCCGCUCAGGCCAACCUGGACGCUGCUACCGCCGCCACUGCCCACGUCAAGUACAUGAACCCCUACUCCGGCAAGGUCAAGAUCGGCUCUCCUGCCAUCACCAACAGCAACAUCGCCGGCCAGGGUCUGGACUGGCUCAAGGCCUGGGUCUCUGCCUGCGACACUGCUGGCUGCGCCUACGACUUCUGCGUCACCCACUGGUACUCUCCCUCCGACGCUGCCGACACCCUCUUCUCUCACCUCCAGUCCGUCCACGAGAUCUGCGGCAACAAGCCUGUCUGGCUCACCGAGUUCGCUCCUCUCGGCAGCGACGACCAGAUCUCCAGCUUCGUCCAGACCAACGUCCCCAAGCUGGAUGCCGUCUCUUACCUUGACCGCUACUCCUACUUCAUGGUUAGCGAUGGUGUCCUGACCUCCGGCACCGGCCUGAGCGCCCUCGGCAAGACCUACGCCUCUGCCGCUUAA